Molecule: messenger RNA, 3501 nt
Organism: Saccharomycodes ludwigii
Lineage: Eukaryota; Fungi; Ascomycota; Saccharomycetes; Saccharomycodales; Saccharomycodaceae
Gene: DOA4
Product: ubiquitin-specific protease DOA4
Exons: 1
Coding region: 1-3501 (1166 amino acids)
Biological process (GO): protein deubiquitination
Molecular function (GO): cysteine-type deubiquitinase activity
Source: RefSeq, a predicted model, not a curated record
AUGGCUGAUAUCAAGCCAAAUAUUAACACUAAAAACGCCACUAUCAGGGGCAAUGAAUCCAAAGGCAUUGUUGAAGACGAAAUAAUCGAUCCAAAUGCUAAACUACCAGUCGAUAACGAUAUUAAUAAAAUAACCUGUAAAUCAAUAACAGAAUUAACUAAUAUAGCGGAAAUAGUUAUUUUAGAAGACAAACAACAAUCUGAGAUGGAAGAUGGAUUCCAACAGAAAAAGUACUUAAAAAAUGUUCUUCAGGAUUGUAUGGAAACUUUGGAAAAAUACUAUACAGAAUGUAAAAAUAUUAAAGAAUUUUACAAAAAUAAUAAAUUAAAAAAAGAAGGUAAUAAUACUGAUGACUUAAAUACACUAGUCAACUAUUAUGAAUCUGCCUAUGUUUAUUACAAAAUUGUUUUUUUGACUGCACUAAAUAGAAUACCUAAUAUGGAAGAAUUUCAUGCCUGCAGGUUAAAUGUGGAUAAAAAUAAAAAUAAGGAACUACUAAACAUUUACAAUAUUUUAGUUAAAAUUUUAGAUCAGAAUACUAAUAUAAAUAGUAUUAAAAGAUUUAUUAAAAGAUAUAGUGGUGAAAAGAAACAAAACGAUAUAAAUAACUCUAGUAAGUCAUGCAAAACAAAAAGGGCAGCAGGAUAUAUUAAUGGAGAAAUAAUUAAACCUGCUGAAUUGGAUAAUUUAAUGCAGCAAACAACUGUUUUGUUGAUUGAUAUUAGACCAAGGAUAGACUUUAAUGCUAACCAUAUUAAGGCCGAGAAUGUGAUCUGUAUCGAACCAAUUUCUUUUAAAGAGGACUAUACGGAUUUAGAUAUUGCUCAAAAAUCAAUGAUUACUGCGCCUAAAGCUGAAUUAGAUUUAUUCAAUAAAAGAGAAACAUUUGACUUUAUCGUGUUAUACACCAACUACUAUUUAAUGAAUCAUACUUUAUAUAAAAAUGGGGACUUCCGGUUUGUAUCUGAACAACAACAACAACAACAACAAGACAUGAAAGGGGAAGUAAAAAGUAAAGAAGAAGAACCAAAACAAAAGCAGAAUCAAAUCCGUGAAGAAAGCGAGAAAGAUUACCAUGUAAAAGAUUCAGACGAUACGUUUAACGAUGGAGAUAGAAGUGAUGAAGACCGUUUUAUUGAUCUAAAAAAACAACAAAGUUAUUUUGAUGCCCAGUUAGAAGUUCUUUACACCAUACUUUUGGAAAAAUCAUUCAGUAAACCAAUAACUAAAGGUAAGAUUUUGAAACUGGAUAAAGGUUUCCAAAAUUGGACCAAUGUCUAUGGCUUAAAAAGAUGUGCAAAGGCAAAAGAAGAGGAGGCUGUUAAACAUGUUAGUAACGGUACAAAUGAUUCAAUAUACUAUAAUAUCUCAAAACAACAUAUAAAGCAGCAUACAGAUUUACAGUCACCUCUAUUGUUUCCAACCGCAAAACUGCCACAUAGAGAUUCUUUCUCUUCUUCUCAACUUAUUUCGACACCAGGAUCAAUCGCAAAUGAUAGCUAUUCACCUGUGGUUCAAUCACCAUUACUUUCAAAUGGCACUAGUAACUAUCCCUUUGAUAAUAUCCGAGAGCUUCAACAUCAGCAACAACAACAACAACAACAACAACAACAACAGCCAAGCCCACUGUUGAAUAACUCUAAUAAACUUAAAAGAUCAUCUAGUUUUAAAAGGUUUGUUAAUUACUUAAAACCAUCACUUACAGGUAGUAGUACACAUAAUAGUAGUAGUACCAGCACCACGCCCAUUAGUAUGAAUGUUAAUACCCUAACAAAUGCAACUGUUGCUGAGUAUCCCGACCCAACAAAUAUUUUACAGGCUAACUUGUCUAAUCCUAUUUUGGAUGAGCAGUUGGGGGCCAAAAAAAAAUUUGUUUCGCCUUCUCCUCCUGCACCGCCUUUGUCUAGAUCUUCACUGAGUAAAAUGUUCAAGCCUGCUGUUUGUGGCCCUUCUUCCUCGCAGAUAUCUUCUUUUGGGAACUAUUUGCAACCCAUAAAUACUAUAGCCACAUCAGCUACAGUUCCGGGCUCUUCUGAUAAUAUUAUAAUGCCAAUACCUGCAAUAGCACCACAAUAUUCUCAAAUGAAUAAUAUCAGUAAUAAAAAUAUAAUUUCCAUACCAAAAAGCACAGAUGUUGCUUCUGUAACACCACCCUCAACAGGAACGAUAACAAACAUAGGUUACCUAAGUAAUUCACCCACCACUACUGUUCCAUCUGGCCUGAAUAACCGUAAACUGACACCAAAUUAUUACGUUGACACGAAUUUUUGUACUGGCUUAGUAAAUAUGGGGAAUUCGUGUUACAUGAAUUGUAUUUUACAAUGCUUACUGGGUACCAAAGAAUUAUGUUUUAUAUUCUUAAAUGAUUCAUACAAAAACUAUGUAAAUUUGAACAGUAAGUUAGGUAGUAAAGGUGUUUUAGCAAAAUAUUUUGCCCAAUUGGUGCAUUCAAUGUAUAGGGAAGGCCAACUAACUAAGAAUAAGACAAGAUGCUCUGAUGUAAAGUUGGCUGUUGUGCCAAGGCAAUUUAAAUUGGCAUGCGGGUCAAUCAACAAGAUUUUUAGGAAUACAGACCAACAAGACUGUCAAGAAUUUGCGCAAUUUCUUUUGGAUGGUUUACAUGAAGAUUUGAAUCAAUGUGGUGCUAAUCCUCCACUAAAAGAAUUAAGCAAAGAAAUGGAGUUGAGUAGAGAGAAACUGAAUAUGAGAAUAGCAUCGUCUAUUGAAUGGGAAAGAUAUUUGACAACAGAUUUUAGUGUUAUUGUGGAUCUAUUCCAAGGACAGUAUGCUUCACGGUUGCAAUGUCAAAAAUGUUUCAGAACCUCUACCACAUAUCAACCGUUUUCUGUUUUAUCUAUACCUAUCCCGAAGAAAACCAAUGGAACUGGGCGGAGUGCUGGUGUUAACUUGAAUAUUUUAGAUUGUUUUUACGAGUUUACUAAAAUCGAGACUUUGGAUAGAGAUGAAGAAUGGUUUUGUCCACAAUGUCAAAAGAAACAACCUUCCACUAAAAAAAUCACUAUUACAAGAUUACCCAGGAAUUUAAUUAUUCAUUUGAAAAGAUUCGAUAAUAUGAUGAACAAAAACAAUGAUUUCAUUUAUUAUCCACAAGUCCUAGACUUGACUCCGUAUUGGGUUGAUGAUGUCAAAAAAACAAGUGAAUGGCCGUCAGAUUUACCACUGAGAGGGCAAAUUCCGCCUUUCAAAUACUCUUUAUAUGGUGUUGCUACCCAUUCAGGUACUUUGUCCGGUGGCCACUAUACAUCUUAUGUUAAAAAGGAUAAGAAUUCUAUGUAUAUGGGCAAGAGCAGUGGCAUAAAUUUAAGUGGCAACAAUGAUGCUGCGAAUAGUAAUAUAAAUGUUGCUAAUAAAAAAAAUGAUUCUAGGAAUGACGGGUGGUAUUACUUUGAUGAUCUUUCAUGGAGACAAGCCAAAAAUGAAAAUGAAUGUAUUACUAGUAAUGCAUACGUUUUGUUUUAUCAUAGGUUAUAUAGCCAAUGA